Messenger RNA from Monosiga brevicollis MX1, 541 nucleotides. RefSeq lists its product as uncharacterized. Gene Ontology annotation, molecular function: deaminase activity. The coding region runs from base 33 to 425 and encodes 130 amino acids. The record is from RefSeq and is a predicted model, not a curated record. Gene Ontology annotation, cellular component: cytosol. The transcript is spliced from 4 exons. Lineage: Eukaryota; Choanoflagellata; Craspedida; Salpingoecidae.
CUCUCUUAUUCUUGAUUCAAAGCAAGGUCAAAAUGGCAACUCUGACCCCCAUCAACACAGACAAGGCCCCGGCCGCCAUCGGUCCCUACUCGCAGGCCAUGGCCGUCAACGGCAUGCUCUUCGUCUCGGGCCAGAUUCCCGUGAACCCAGCCACUCAGGAACUUCAGCUCGGUCCUGUGAAGGAGCAAGCCGCAUUGGUCUUGGACAACCUGCGCGCCGUGCUUGAAGCCGGUGGCUCGGACAUGAAUCACGUGGUCAAGACCACCGUCUUUCUCAAGGACAUGAACGACUUUGCUGCCGUCAACGAGGUGUACGCCGAGAAAUUUGGUGAUGCCCGCCCUGCCCGUGCUGCGGUCCAAGUCUCCCGCCUGCCCAAGGAUGUGUCAGUGGAGAUUGAGUGUGUGGCCGUCGUUUCGAAGCUCUAAGCCCGCGUCCAAACCAACGCGUCAGUGACCACAACCAAGUCGGCUUUCCAGUGUUGUUUGCCGAUUGGCCGCAAAAAAAAAAAAAAAUAAUAAAAAUUAACUGUUCCGCGUAUCAU